Molecule: messenger RNA, 1488 nt
Organism: Fomitopsis serialis
Lineage: Eukaryota; Fungi; Basidiomycota; Agaricomycetes; Polyporales; Fomitopsidaceae
Exons: 6
Coding region: 1-1488 (495 amino acids)
Source: RefSeq, a predicted model, not a curated record
AUGAGUCGCCAAACCGUCUCCCGCUUCACGACGAUGAAUGAAGUCCAGAUGGCGAUGAACGACAUACUGAACGAUCCUCACGGCCCCGACGGCAUCGCCUCGAGGCUUUCCCCCUCCGAGCUAUCGUUCUUCAAUGCGACACCCACUUCUACCUUCCGCCGUCUCCUGGUACUGAGGGAAUCGUAUCACCUCAACCACCUCGACACAGUCGACCGCACCUAUACUCUGCAGAGUCAGCAUAACCAAGCGACUCGCCCGAACGAGCCUUCGUCGCCGCGCCUAUACGGCUUUGACAAGGCAUACAAAGAGAUCACCGACAGCACACCCGGCUGGCAGACUCAUCACUUCCUCGACCUAGACUACACCCCGCGCGGCGUUUCCUCCUGGCUGCUGCGCACGAAUGAGGAUGCACAUGGAGUGGGGAUCACUCUGCGCCCGGGAGCCUCAGGCACCCCGUCGCAGGCUGACCCCUGGUUCCGUGAGCGGUUCCAUGAGUGCACUGAGGAUAUAUCCCGCAUCGCUGAUGGACGAGCGAGUAUCGGACAUAUCCCGAGCAGAGGCUUUGACCUCGUCCUUGCAAACGCCUCCAUGGCGCUGCCCGAGGAUGUCGCGCCGUGGGACGAUUAUGUCCACUUGGUAUACGCACAGCUGGUAGUGGCGCUGCAGCACAUCGCCGUCGAUGGUACGCUGAUCAUCAGUCUCCCGACGCGGCCGCUCGUCUGGGUCCUCGAUAUCAUUGCCGUCCUGAGGCAGUCGUUCGAGGGGCCGGGGUCUAUCACGGCUGUCAACCUCGAGCCAGUCGAUCAGACGAGGAGGUCGAUCGCCUACGUCGUGUGUCGCCACUAUGGGGCCUCUGAAGGUUCGAGGCGCCUACACAAAGCGAUCAUAGAUCAGAACCGUACCAGUAAGAGCGUACAUGCUUUCUUGAGAAUAGCGUGUCCCACUAACGUGGAUCCUGUGGUAAAAGCGGGCACUGCCAAUGCUGGCGGAACGUGCCCGCGCCUUUCUAGUGAUUCGGACGAAGGGAUCCUCAGUUCCCAGCAACCAUUCGUGUUGGAGCUCUUCGCGCGCAUAUGGGAACGGCAGCACAAUGCCAUCUACGGGCACUACCAGGAAAUUCUCAGACAGGCAUAUGGAGGUCAAUUCCUUGUCGUCGAGAGUAAGGUAGCUGUCACUCUACGGCUACGAAUCACAGUUCAUACGGAUAAAACAAGCUUGAAGACGAUGAUCAGGAAAUGUCGAGCGUAUCGAAUAAGCCCCACCGCACCGCAGUCUGAGGGCGCCGGCGGAGUUUCUACGGGCCUCUUUGGACCCAGUCGACCUGUCCUAAAGUCCACGCAGCCAGAUGGUUGGUGGGACAGGUCUGCGCGCGGUACACAGCAUCAGUCCACUUUGCAAGAAGAUAGCGCAGCGUGCAUUGCGUUAAACGAAGUAGCAGGGCUCCUAUCACAUGCGGUACAGGUCUCAGAGAAGCCCACUGUACUAUGA